CAGAACAUAACCUUAAAAAAACUCAAAACAUGUCAACCUGUGUUUUGUAAAAAAAAACGUAAAAAUGCAAGAUUUACCGGGAUUUGCUGAUCCCAAUGGAGUUGUAGAAAUAGAAGGCAACGAUGAUGGUUAUAAGAGAAAAGGUGCGAAAAAAACUGGCGGUUUCCAGUCUAUGAAUUUAAGUUUUAACUCAAUUAGAGGUAUUACAAAAAGAGGAUAUAAGCAACCAACACCAAUUCAAAGAAAGACAAUUCCCUUAAUUUUGGAAGGCAGGGAUGUAGUUGCUAUGGCUAGAACGGGCAGUGGUAAAACUGCUUGUUUUUUGAUUCCAAUGUUUGAAAAACUUAAACUAAGAAGUGCCAAAGCAGGUGCAAGAGCCUUGAUAAUGUCACCUACAAGGGAAUUGGCUCUCCAGACCUUAAAAUUCAUUAAAGAAAUUGGAAGAUUUUCCGAUUUAAAAGCUUCUGUAAUUUUGGGUGGUGAUUCAAUGGAUGAUCAAUUUUCUGCUAUUCACGGAAACCCAGAUAUAAUUGUUGCUACACCAGGUAGAUUUUUACAUGUUUGCGUUGAAAUGGAGUUAAAAUUAAACAGCAUAGAAUAUGUUGUUUUUGAUGAAGCUGAUAGAUUGUUUGAGAUGGGUUUAGGAGAACAAUUAAAUGAAAUUGUUGGAAGACUACCAGAUUCAAGGCAAACUGUUAUGUUUUCUGCAACUUUACCAAAAGUCUUGGUUGAAUUUGCUAGGGCUGGAUUAAGUGAUCCAGUUCUUUUGAGAUUGGAUGUGGAGUCAAAAUUACCUUCAGAAUUGCAACUUUACUAUUUUCCAGUUAGACCUGAAGAAAAACUUGCAGCCCUUCUAGUAUUACUUAAAUCUCACAUUCAUAAAAAACAACAAACUCUUGUAUUUGCUGCCACUAAACACCAUGUAGAAUACUUGCAUCAGGUUUUGGACCGAUUAGGUAUAAGCAAUACCUAUAUUUACUCAAAUUUAGACCCUUCUGCAAGAAAGAUCCAUGCUGCCAAAUUUAGCAUGGGAAAAGUUCAAGUUUUGGUUGUAACUGAUGUUGCUGCUAGAGGUAUUGAUAUACCUCAAUUGGAUAAUGUUAUUAACUUUAAUUUUCCUGCCAAACCUAAGCUAUUUGUACAUAGAGUAGGUCGUUGUGCAAGAGCGGGCAGAGAAGGUACAGCAUUUUCUUUAGUAACCCCCGACGAAUAUGCGUAUUUGUUAGAUUUAUUCUUGUUUUUGGGUAGACCCUUGGAUUUGUCGUCUCCAAAAAACAAAAAUGGUUGUAUAGGAAAAAUACCACAAUCUCUGAUUGAAGAACAGCAUAGUUCUUUGAUGACUUUACAUGAAAAUCAAAUUGAUUUGGUUAGUACAAGAAAAGUAAGUGAGAAUGGUUAUUUACAAUAUAUUAGGUCAAGACCAGCAGCUUCAUCGGAUAGUAAUAGAAGAAUGAAAGAAAUACCAAUUGCAAAUUGUUUAAUUCAUAGUUUGUUUAAAAAUCAAGGAAUUACUGAUGAAGAUGAAAGGGAGAACUUAUUGGACAAAAUGAAAGGGUAUAGACCUCAAGGAACUAUUUUUGAAAUAUGCGGUAAGAACAAGUCUCAAGAAUACAUUACAAUGAAGCAAAAAAGAGCAUUUCAUAAGGAAAAAAUUUCCGCUCAUCAUCAAAUUGUUGAUAAACGAAAAAUGGAAAUAGAGUCUGCCUAUGAAGAAAGACAGGUAACCUUACCAGGUAGUAAUAGAGAAGAAAUUAACGAAGCUUUCCAACAAGUUAUUUUUCCCAAAAAGAGAAAAAUCGAGGAUUUAUAUAAAGUUAAAAAUAAAAAACCUAGAAUUGAAAAAGAUGAUAACUAUAUUCCAUAUGCUCCUAAAGAUCAACACACAGAGGAAGGUUUGGCUGUAAAUAACUUUACCAAAGAUGCUAGCAGGGCACAAUUAGAUUUGAUAGGUGAUUCUGGUGAAGGAAUGAAAGUUACUAAACAACUAAAAAGAUGGGACAGAAAGAAGAAGAAAAUGGUGGCAGUUGAAAAUCCAAGGUUGGGAAAAAUUAAAACAGAAUCUGGAGCUUGGAUACCUGCUACAUACAAAAGCAAUAGAUAUGCUCAAUGGAAGGAAAAAACCAAGAUUGAUCAAGAUCGUGAUGAUGACGAUGAUGAUGAGGGAGACAAACAAAUGCAAAGAGAGCCAAAAGGUAGGCCAAAUACACACUGGGCAAAACAUAAUGAAAAGGUUAAAUUAAAACAAAAACGAUCAGAAAUGAAGACAACAGAUCAAAUUUUGAAAGCGCGUCAAAUAGACGAGAAGAAGAAGAGAAAACAGAAGGGCGGCAAAAAGGGAAAAGGAAAAGGCAAGGGUAAAAGCUCUGGUAAAAGAAGCAAAAAAUGAUCUUUAAUUAUUU
Messenger RNA from Brassicogethes aeneus, 2399 nucleotides. The record is from the annotation of a GenBank genome assembly. Lineage: Eukaryota; Metazoa; Arthropoda; Insecta; Coleoptera; Nitidulidae.